This is a messenger RNA of Morus notabilis, 3355 nucleotides long. RefSeq names its product nardilysin-like. Gene Ontology annotation, cellular component: cytosol. The coding region runs from base 42 to 3161 and encodes 1039 amino acids. The transcript is spliced from 19 exons. Gene Ontology annotation, molecular function: metalloendopeptidase activity; metal ion binding. Lineage: Eukaryota; Viridiplantae; Streptophyta; Magnoliopsida; Rosales; Moraceae. Gene Ontology annotation, biological process: proteolysis. The record is from RefSeq and is a predicted model, not a curated record.
AAUCUGAAUUCACUCUCUCUAUACCUCUGAGAAAAGAUACUAUGGGGGGCGGUGGCUGCAGUUUCUCCGCCGAUAACAUCGUCAAAAAGUCUCCGAACGACCGGCGGCUGUACCGAGUAAUCCAGCUUGACAAUGGCCUCUCCGCAUUGCUCGUCCACGAUCCCGAGAUUUACCCCGACGGGCCUCCCGACCACAAGAACAGCGAGGCCGAAGAUAUGGAAUGCGAGGACGAUGGCGAUGGAGACGAGACCGAGGACGGCAGUGAGGAAGAAGAGGAUGAGGACGAUGAGGAAGAAGACGACGAAGACGACGAAGCUGAAGAAGGUGAAGAUGAUGAGCAGGAGGAUGGGGGCGAUGAAGGGAAAGGGAAAGGAAAGGGAGGUGCUUCCCAGACUAAGAAGGCGGCUGCUGCAAUGUGUGUGGGAAUGGGCAGCUUCUCUGACCCUUUUGAGGCGCAAGGGCUCGCACACUUUCUUGAACAUAUGCUCUUCAUGGGGAGCAAGGAAUUUCCCGAUGAAAAUGAGUAUGAUAGUUAUUUGUCCAAGCAUGGAGGGUCAUCAAACGCGUAUACAGAAACGGAGCAUACCUGCUACCAUUUUGAAGUGAAACGGGAGUUCCUUAAGGGUGCCUUAAGAAGAUUUUCUCAGUUCUUUGUUUCACCUUUAGUAAAAAUGGAAGCAAUGGAACGAGAAGUCCAGGCUGUAGAUUCAGAGUUUAACCAGGUUUUGCAAAGUGAUGCUUGCCGUCUGCAACAACUUCAGUGCCAUACGGCAUCACCUGGUCACCCUUUUAACAGAUUUUUUUGGGGGAAUAAGAAGAGCCUGGUUGAUGCGAUGGAGAAAGGGAUUAACUUGCGGAAACAAAUAUUGAACUUGUACAAAGAUUUUUACCAUGGUGGAUUAAUGAAGCUAGUCGUCAUUGGUGGAGAAUCACUUGAUGUUCUUGAGAAUUGGGUUGUGGAAUUAUUUGGUAACAUUAGAAAGGGCCCCCGGAUAAAUCCAGAGUUCAAAGUGGAAGGUCCUUUUUGGAAACCAGGAAAAGUUUAUAGGCUAGAGGCUGUUAAAGAUGUUCAUAUUCUCGACUUAACUUGGACAUUGCCAUGUCUUCGUCAAGAGUAUUUGAAGAAACCAGAAGAUUAUAUGGCGCAUCUCCUUGGGCAUGAGGGUAGAGGUAGUUUGCUUUCCUUUCUCAAGGCUAGAGGUUGGACAACAUCUCUGUCUGCUGGUGUUGGGGAUGAAGGAAUGCACCACUCUUCUAUCGCGUAUAUCUUUGGGAUGUCCAUGCGCCUCACUGACUCUGGCUUGGAAAAGAUAUUCGAGAUCAUUGGUUUUGUUUAUCAAUAUCUUAAGUUAAUGCGACAAGUUUCUCCACAAGAAUGGAUAUUUAAGGAACUCCAAGAGAUUGGAAACAUGGAAUUUAGAUUUGCAGAAGAGCAGCCGCAGGAUGAUUAUGCUGCAGAACUUGCAGAGAAUUUACUAUUUUAUCCUGCAGAGCAUGUUAUUUAUGGAGACUAUGUAUACAAUAUAUGGGAUGAGGAACUAUUAAAAUAUGUCCUUGACUUCUUCAGACCUGAAAACAUGAGGAUUGAUGUGGUAUCAAAGUCCUUUAAUUCAAAAGCAUGCCAAGUUGAGCCUUGGUUUGGGUCGCACUAUAUUGAGGAAGAUAUUUCUUCUUCUCUGAUGGAUAUUUGGAAGGACCCUCCUGAAAUUGAUGUUUCAUUACAUCUGCCUUCAAAAAAUGAGUUUAUUCCUUCUGAUUUUUCCAUCCAUGCCGAUAAUGAUUUAAACAAUCAUGCAACUGUAUCUUCUCCGAGAUGCAUACUUGAUGAGCCAUUAAUAAAGUUCUGGUACAAGCUUGAUAGCACUUUCAAACUUCCUCGUGCAAAUACAUAUUUUAGGAUCAACUUGAAGGGUGGAUAUGACAAUGUAAAGAAUUGUGUAUUAACGGAACUGUUUAUUCUCCUUCUUAAGGACGAGCUGAAUGAGAUUAUAUAUCAGGCCAGCAUUGCCAAGUUGGAAACUUCUGUAUCUGUUUUUAGUGAUAAGCUGGAGCUGAAGAUCUAUGGUUUCAACAAUAAGCUUCCUGUUCUCCUGUCCAAACUUCUGGCAAGAGCCAAAAGUUUCUUGCCAACUGAAGAUCGAUUCGAAGUGAUUAGAGAAGAUAUGAAAAGAACAUUGAAGAACACUAAUAUGAAGCCUCUGAGUCAUUCAUCAUAUUUGAGAUUGCAAAUUUUGUGUCAGAGUUUUUACGAUGUCGAUGAGAAGCUUCAGUUUUUAGAGCGGUUGUCUGUUAAUGAUCUGAAGGCAUUUAUUCCCGAGUGUCGUUCCCAGCUGUACGUGGAGGGAAUUUGCCAUGGUAAUUUAUUAGAAGAAGAAGCAAUUGCAAUCUCAAAUAUAUUCAAGACGACUUUUUCUGCACAACCUCUUCCGUAUGAAAUGAGGCACAAAGAAUAUGUCAUCUGUCUUUCUGCUGGUGCUAACCUUGUUAGAGAUGUCAAUGUGAAGAAUAAGAUGGAAAAGAACUCAGUUAUUGAGCGUUAUUUUCAAGUUGAGCAGGAUCUGGGUAUGGAUUCCAUUAAACUGAAAGCAUUGAUAGACCUCUUUAAUGAAAUAGUGGAAGAACCAAUGUUUAAUCAGCUAAGAACAAAGGAGCAGCUGGGUUAUGUUGUCGAAUGUAGCCCACGGAUAACAUACCGUGUUUUUGGAUUUUGUUUUUGUGUCCAAUCAUCCGAGUGCAGCCCAAUCUAUUUGCAAGAGAGAGUUGAUAAUUUCAUAUGUGGUCUUGAAGAAUUAUUGGAAGGGCUUGACGAUAAUUCCUUCGAGAAUUAUAAAGGUGGUUUAAUGGCAAAGCUAUUGGAGAAAGAUCCAUCCCUUUCAUACGAAACCAACCGUCUGUGGAAUCAGAUUGUUGAUAAAAGAUACAUCUUUGACUUGUCAAAGAAAGAAGCUGAGGAACUAGAAAGCAUCCAAAAGAAUGAUGUUGUCAACUGGUACAAAACGUAUCUGCAACAAUCAUCUCCCAAGUGUCGGAGGCUCGCAGUUAGGGUGUGGGGUUGCAACACAGACUUGAAAGAGGUGGAGAUGCGACCGGAGCCUGAGCAAGUCAUUAAAGACCUUGUAUUUUUUAAGAUGUCGUCUAGGUUCUAUCCAAGCAUUUGUUGACAAUGACGGCCAUUAUCAACAUGUGCUGCGAAUUAUUAUGUCUCAGCGGUUGGAAGAUCUUGAUUUUGACUGGGGUCGAGUUCGUUCAGAGCAUUAUUUCAAGCACGAAAAAUUUGAGAUUUAUAGAUACAUUUUCGUUUGUAUCACAUUGAUAUAAAACAUUUUUGCAAGUCACUAAUAAAGUGAACGGUUGU